Nematocida minor is the source of this 267-nucleotide messenger RNA. RefSeq lists its product as uncharacterized. The record is from RefSeq and is a predicted model, not a curated record. The transcript has a single exon. The coding region runs from base 1 to 267 and encodes 88 amino acids. NCBI's taxonomy places the organism in Eukaryota, Fungi, Microsporidia.
AUGGAAGAUUACAUAUUGAGCACGCUCAAGGCCAUCAAAGAUCGUCUAGAAAACCUGCAGGCGCAGAGAAGAUACAUACCCAAUGCAAACAAGCCGAUGUUUCCGUUUGUCUCUGCCAUGGAUGUUCUAAACAAAAUUUCAAACGAAGAAGAUUAUUUGCACAGAGAAGCUUCUAAGCUGAAAGAGCAGCUGCCACUGCAUGGAGGAUCGCUGGGAAAAGACUCGCACUCUCUGGAAGUAGACACUCUAUUUUACUCUGAAAGAUAG